This is a messenger RNA of Phacochoerus africanus (Common warthog), 1278 nucleotides long. It is a transcript of the gene FAM221A, whose product is annotated as family with sequence similarity 221 member A. The transcript is spliced from 7 exons. Bases 67 to 963 code for a protein of 298 amino acids. The record is from RefSeq and is a predicted model, not a curated record. NCBI's taxonomy places the organism in Eukaryota, Metazoa, Chordata, Mammalia, Artiodactyla, Suidae.
GUUCGGCUCACGUGCCCAGGACCGGUGGGGGCGGCAGCGCGGGCGCCUGCGGGUUCCCCGCCCGCCAUGGAGCGGCUGACGUUGCCUCCCGGCGGCGCGGCGGCGGUGGACGAGUACCUGGAGUACCGGAGAAUUGUCGGCGAGGAUGAUGGCGGGAAACAAUUUACUCCUGAAGAAUAUGAAGAAUACAAAAGAAGAGUCAUACCCAUACGUUUACUGAACAGAUUGUUCGUGAGCUGGCGAUCGCCAACUGGAGUGGACUGUAAACUUGUGGGUCCAGAGACACUGUGUUUUUGUACACAUAGGUAUAAGCAACAUAAAACUGACUUUGAAGUGAUUCCUCAGCGUCGUCCCAUCAGUCUGCCUUGCCGAGUGCCGGGCUGCCUGUGCCGGGCUUACCUCUACGUGCCCCUCAGUGGGGCGCAGCCCAUUCGUUGCCGGUGCAAGCACCUUGCCGAUCAGCACAGUGCGGCGCCGGGCUUAAUCUGCAAUGCCUGUUCUAAGUGUUCGGGAUUUCACAGUUGCUUCACGUGUGCCUGUGGUCAGCCCGCAUAUGCCCAUGACACAGUAGUGGAAACGAAGCAGGAAAGACUGGCUCAGGGGAAACCAGUGGGACGGGACGUUCCUUAUGCAGCAAUGGGAGGAUUAACUGGCUUCAGCUCGCUGGCGGAAGGCUACCUGCGACUGGAUGACAGCGGAAUUGGUGCACCUUCAGUUGAAGUUUUAGAUGCUUCAGUUACAGCCACAGACCAUCCAUUUCUAAAAGCAUUUCAAGCAUCAUCUAACUCUCCUCCAGAAGCACUCACAGAUGGAGGUACAAGCAGCCAGGUUCCUUCCUUAAGGAAACCCGAAGAGGACGACAUGGCUUUCUUUGAAAGAAGAUACCAGGAAAGGAUAAAAAUGGAAAAGGCUGCUAAGCAGAAAGGAAAAGCACCAUUGUCAUCAACUACAAGACCUUCAUGAAGAGACUAGGGAAAUUAAAAAAAAAAAUCAUCCAAGUAUGUGUUUUGUGUUAAUUAUUUAAAUGUAAUAAUACAGUUUAUUUUCCCUCAAAUUACUUAGUUCUUUUACCAUUUAAAAAUGUCUUUUUGGAUGUUUCCUUAAUUUAUUUAAAAAAGUGAAAAUAUAUUACUUUUGUCAAAAUUCAUGCUUUAUUACUUUGUAUAUAUUUUUAUCUCUUCUAACAAAUGAGAUUAUUUCCAUAUUAAUCAAAGCCUUAAAGGACAGUAAAUAUUUUGUCUACAACACUUUAACUUUUCUCAGGCUAUUUAAAAAAUU